AUGAAAUAUUUCAACAUGGCGGCCGACGAUAAAGGAGCCGAUCCUGAGAUAGGCGGACAGUUACGCCGAUUAGAAGUGGUAGGUAUUGAUUCUAAGAAAAAUAAAGCUCGGAAAUACUUGUGAUCACAUAUAUGUAAAAUCGUAGUAAGCUGGUGAGUUGGUCCUGUUUUAGAUGCCCCUAGACAGUGGAGAGGAUGAAACAUGUGUCACAUUUGUUUUGCACGGAGAAGACCAUACGCUGGGGAAUUCUUUGAGAUACAUCAUCGCGAAAAAGUAGGGCGACUUUUAAUGUUAUUUAAGCUUGUUACGAGAGGGAAAAAAAUUAUGGUGACGCUCUCUGAUGGGAUAAAAUUAUUGGACGGUGCAGUUUGUGCCUUUUUCGAGUCGCUUUUAAGGCUUCUUGCGAACGCCUUGCAGGAGUGAGGGAGGUGGGGAGAUAGUGAUCGUUAAGCGUCCAGCUUAAGGUUGGUUUGGUACAAAACCAGUUAUUGUCGCCACUCAGAAGUCUUGUCUCAGAAGUUGCGUUUGUUUUUCAUUUUUUUUCGUUUUCUUAAAAGUUUCACUACGGUUCUCUCAUCUGCUUAUACUUAUACUUUACAAUUAUUACUGAAGAAUUAAAUAAAAAAAUUUUUUGAAGAUUGAUGUUUCGCUUUUUCCUUUAUGUAAAGCCCUGAUGUAGUGUUUUGUGGGUACAGCAUUCCACAUCCAUCAGAGAACAGGAUCAAUCUCCGAAUCCAAACAAAUGGUAACUGUAACGAUAAGUUUGGGUUAAAAAGUCUAUUUAUUACUUCAACAUAAACCGAGCAGUUACAUGUUCAAAAGACCAAAGAAACAACUGACUACAUCCUGAAUGUGCCUCUCGUUACAUAAUCAUUAGUGGUGCGCUCAUUGUGAUAAGGUCAAUUGCAUGUGCCUACAUGCGCCACUUCUUUAUAGCCAGGUAAUUAUGCUGGCAUAUUUCUAACAGUAUUUUGUCACAGUUACUGGGUGUUGUAAAGACAAAAGUAGAAAAUAGACCUUUUUUUACAUGUUACUGCAUUUAGAACCUCUGUAUUUUUUGAGAUAGUUAACCCAAUUUAAACAAAAUUUACAAAGUGUAACGUAGGAUAUGAUCAUGGCAGAGUGUGAAUCUAAAUUUUAUCUUUGAGAAUCCCAAGCAGGAAUCCUGACGACAAAUCCAGUUGUGUACUGGUAGACAGGGGUAUUUGAAUCUUUGACCUCCAGCCUUCACAUUGAGUCCUAAACCACACUGUCACAAUGUCAUUACAUUAGUAAGAUGAUCAGCCUCAUUAUUCCUGAUCUGUCAUUACCACAUUUGCUAUGGUUUUAGGUAUUCCUGCUGUAGAUGUUUUGAGAAGAGGUCUAUCAGAACUCACUGCAAUGUGUGAACACAUGCUUGCUACAUUUGAGGUAAGGUUAUCAGUGCGUUAACUUGAUCAUUUACCAUGUGUUGUGUGUUAAAGUUGUAAGGCAAGCCUUUUCCAAGGCUCCCUUAAUACUGGGGCUUGUUCAACUCUCAUUAGUGAAAGCAACUCUACAUUAAGUUUUUUGAAACAUUGAUAGUACUUAUUCUUACCAAGUAAAAAAUAAGAAGUCUCCAAGGUGGAGAAAAGCACUGUGAAAGUAGAGUUAUACCCAAGAACACAACACAGUAACCCUUUCACUCCCAGAAGUGAUCAGCAUAAAACUUUUCCCUACAAUAUCCAUACAUUCUUCAGCAAACAGGUAAUGGGAUUAUUCAAACUUAUCAGUUAGAAUCUGCUUUCAUGAUCUAGCACCAAGUUCUCAUAACUAAUUUACAAGGAAAUGUCUGGCAGGUACAGGGGAGAAUUAACAAUCAGAUCUUGGGAGUUAAAGGGUUAACUUGCAUCUACACUAUGUUGUACACCUGUUAACUACCAUGGGUGACCAAUACCAAAUUUCUCCUGUCAAUGUUAAGCAGACAAGUGAUCAGAAUUUAAAAAAAAAAAAACAUCAAAUAGGGGAUAAUUAGUUGAUCCAAAAGCACAUUCUCCAAACUAACAUCAUAAGAAUUGUAUGGUAGACAGUAAGGAGAAUUACUAAUGAGAUUUAAAGAGUGAAAGGGUUCAUUUGAUUUAUUUGUGUACAGACUGCAGUUGAAGAACACAAGGAUGCUCAAAAUUUAGAAGUGUCACCAUAGGAUUGGAUGUUUUUUGCCGUUGGAAAGAAAAAACAGAAAGUUUGAAAUCAUCUGAUAAGAACCAGGUUCAAGAAGAAAAUCAAGGUUGGAUGUGCUGUAUUUGGACAACGAGAGAUGUUCAAGCUAGUUUAUUACUGGCUCAGCCUUGAAGUGAAAGCUGAGGCAUAAACAAGACUUGCCAAGCACUUAGGUUGCUCCGGUCAUUUUCUUUGUUAUCAAUAUAUUUCAACAAAAACUGAUUUGUUAAUGGCUUAAGGCAAUUCUUCAGAGAUAAAGUUUGUCAAACACUUUUUGUUAAUCUUUUGAUUGAAGCCUAUCAAUCUGUCUCUAGAGAACUGCAAUAAAAAAGUCAAUGUAUUCAGGAAGGAGAUAUGAUGGGCCAAUCUUACCCAUUUAUGCCUGUACUGGUAUUAUUUACCCAUGAUUUCACAGAACAUUUUGUGGUAGCUGGAAGCAUAGGUUUUUGAAGUAACACCUGAAACAAUGCUUGAUCGGUAGAAAGUCUUGAGUGUAUGGAACAAAGUAAUAAAUGAUUUAGGUAUUAAUUUGCUUUCUUGAGAAACAUGUUACUCGCAUACUUUUACUUUUGACCAUACCCAUAUUUCUUCAGGUUAUUUUUUUUUUUUAACUUUUGUUAUCUAAAAGGAUAAUCUGCACACUCAAAUUAUGAAAAAAAAAAGGUAAUUGUGCUUGUUCAAGAGCAAAAGACCAUCUCUUGUACAAAAAGACAGUUCUGGAAAAAUUGAAAUUUUGCGCUGGGAAAUAUUUGCCUGCAGCCGGCUAGAAUUGAUACCUUCGCACAUGCCCGACCUUUGGCUGCCGCGUUUCUCUAAGGAAGAGCAGGGACGAGGGAGAGGGAGGAGAAGUUUGUUUUAUUGAAAACGAGGCUAAUAUCCUUUCCACUGAAAGCGAUCUGAGAACUGCUCGGUCUGUGGAGUGGGCAGUUAUGGGGCGAGUGAAGAAUCUAAUUUUGGUUUUUCUGGCUAUUAUUGUGACAGCAGUGCUUCUAAGGAGACUGCUAGGAGUAUAUGCCUUCAUAGUUCCCCUUCUUUAUAUGUUUUUUGACGUGAAUUGGAGUCUACGCGUAACGUGGAUUGUUUUGAGAAGGAUUAUUUUUAGUAGAGCUUCGACCCCUGAUUUCUUGGAAGUAUUUGAGACGACUUUCAUCGUCCUUCCGUCGGAUAUUGAUCUGAAUCUUCACAUGAACAAUGCUAGGUGAGAUAUGUAACCAUGAUGAAUGAACAGUUUUCAGGGGAAUAUUUGGAAGUGUGUUUCAAAAAAGAAACAUCAUGUCUUCGAUCAUGAAUAAAUAAUAUGUCAUUGUAUUUAUUCAAAAACCCAUAUUUUCUUGAAACAGGAACUUGAUUCAAACUAAUUUUUUUAGUUCUCUGACGGGGAAGCAGCACGCUUUAUCUUAAAUUAACGAUUUUAGUAUUUUUUGAGGUUCUGCGCUCUUUAUAAUUACAUUAAGGUCUCAUUCCUUUUCUCGCAUAUCUUUUCGAAACCAGUUACCAUUUUUUUCUUCUUCUGGAACACUGACGAUCCUUUCGCUUUUUAUUCAUGUUAGCUGUCUUUUCUUUCACUUUCUUUGUGUGUUAAAAAAAUAUGACUUUCUAGGUACAUGUAUUCCUAUCGUUUGUAUUGCACUGAUGUCCUUGACACAACCUAACUUUCUCUUACUUUAAUAAAUUAUCAGGAGUGUUCGACAAAUUCUCAAAAUGGCAGCACUGGAAAUGAAAUUUAUGUGACUGAAAAUUUUAAGAAUUAGUGAGAAUGCUGGCUGGGAUGUUAUUUCUUGUAAAAAAUUUGUUGGUGAUUUUCUAAAAUACUGCCUGUAGCUUGCAAAAUUGUACUUUGUCUUUCAACAUGAAAAUGAAAUGACAAGGGAUGUUGAAGUAACAUGGUAGUACAGAAGCAGGAAAGAUUUCAUGUAAAUGCUCUUCUGUGUUCUGCAUUAAGUUUUUUUUCAAGUGAAAGCUGUAAGAGAAAUCAUUUACUUUUAAACACAGAAUUAUGGGGACUAAGGGUACUUCUGCUGCUAGGGUGGUCAUACGCCAGCAUUUUAUUGGCAUUUGGGAACAGUUAGGAUUUUGUUCUUAAAUUGUGAAUGACCUCUAUUUUUGACAAAUAUAGGCUAGCCUAUGACCUUCCUCCAACAUAAUUUCCUUGCAGUGUAAGGUAAUCAAAAGAGAGUAACAGGAACAUGAUUACCAGCAAAGUGUCGUAAAGAAUUGUUACCAACUCUUGAUUAGCUAUGGUGUAAAAUUUAGCUCUUGCUUGAAAAAAUUAAUGCCUUUGUCUACUUCAGGUAUCUCCGUGAAUGUGACUUUGGAAGAAUUAAUUUGUGGAUUUCAAGUGGAAUGAUGCGUGUAAUGAGAAAGAGUAGGUGUGGUGUGACAAUUGCUACUGCUAGUGUGCGUUAUCGGCGAUCGCUUGAACUUUUUCAAAAAGUAUUUCUGAAAACAAGAGUCAUAGCAUGGGAUGAGAGUGCUUUCUAUUUAGAGCAGCAAUUCACAGGAGAGGAUGGCUUUGUUUAUGCAGUUGCACUAACAAAGAAUACAGUAGUUCAAGGAAAUAAGAGAGAAAAAUUUAUUUCACCUGAGGAACUAGUUCACCAACUGACUGGAUGGAAUGCACCUAGUCCACCCAUACCUCAUGACUUACAUCUUUGGAUUCAGUACAACAGUGCAUCAAGUGCUAUGUUGAAGAAUGCUUUGUGAACAUUGUACUGUUGAUCAGUGAUUUGGUAGCCUGGAGAACAAGUGUGAUUUUUUUUUGUGCUUUUCAGGAGAUUGGAGGUAAUUGUGAAGUGAACAUAAAAUGCAGGUUAUGCUCAAGGGGAAGAGCUUGAACAAUAGUAUGCAUACAUGUGUUAUUUUUUUGCUCUCCUUGCCUUUUGCCUGCCUCUGUGAACCUGAAAGAUGCAAAAAA
Molecule: messenger RNA, 5092 nt
Organism: Pocillopora meandrina
Lineage: Eukaryota; Metazoa; Cnidaria; Anthozoa; Scleractinia; Pocilloporidae
Source: the annotation of a GenBank genome assembly